This is a messenger RNA of Alnus glutinosa, 1590 nucleotides long. Its product is annotated as mitochondrial carrier protein CoAc2. The record is from RefSeq and is a predicted model, not a curated record. Gene Ontology annotation, cellular component: mitochondrial inner membrane. Lineage: Eukaryota; Viridiplantae; Streptophyta; Magnoliopsida; Fagales; Betulaceae. Bases 298 to 1323 code for a protein of 341 amino acids. Gene Ontology annotation, biological process: transmembrane transport. The transcript is spliced from 7 exons.
AACCUUGGCACGCCAAUACCAUGGCAGACAAAAUUGAACCGGAACCACUUCAACAGAACUCUGCAACCAAUGCAUGUCAUCUUUUACACAACCGGAAUCUAAGAAAGCGUGAACUUCUCUGACUUGUCAGAAUCCCAAAACAUAUAUAAAGUCCACAACUUUUCACAGCUCAGAAACGUUUCAACUUUUCCCACUCCCCGUUACGGUACUGUUGCGUAGCAGACCAGAUAUCAUUGUUUCGUCUGAAACUUAUCUCUCUCUCUCUCUCUCUCUCUCUCUGCCAUAAAGGGUUGGCGAAUGGGGAAGAAGAGGGAAGAAAGAGAUAUGGGUACGUUCUUUGAUGGGGUUAUAGAGGCCAUGCCAGUGUUUGCUAAGGAGCUGGUUGCCGGGGGAGUUGCUGGUGGGAUUGCAAAGACCGUGGUUGCUCCCCUCGAGCGUGUCAAAAUUUUGUUUCAGACCAGAAAAGCAGAAUUCCAGAGCAUAGGGCUGUUUGGUUCCUUCAAAAAGAUUGCAAGGACAGAAGGGGUUAUGGGUUUUUACAGAGGUAAUGGGGCUAGUGUUGCUCGAAUUGUUCCCUAUGCAGCACUGCAUUACAUGACUUAUGAGCAAUACCGCAGAUGGAUAAUACUCGCUUUUCCUGACGUGGGGAGAGGCCCCGUGCUUGAUCUCGUGGCUGGAUCAUUUUCUGGAGGAACAGCUGUGCUCUUUACUUAUCCUCUUGAUUUAGUUCGGACUAAAUUAGCUUAUCAGGUUGUUGGUUCAUCAAAUUUGAAUGCUCAAUCGGUACUGACAAAUGGAAAGGUUUAUAAAGGAAUUCUUGACUGUUUCUCAAAGACUCGUAACGAGGGUGGGAUUAGAGGUCUCUAUCGUGGUGUGGCUCCAUCACUUUAUGGAAUUUUCCCCUAUGCUGGUUUGAAGUUCUACUGCUAUGAGGAGAUGAAACGCCAUGUCCCUCAGGAGCACAAGAAAAAUAUUAUGGUGAAACUUGUAUGUGGAUCUGUUGCAGGUUUAUUGGGUCAGACCUUCACAUACCCUCUUGAUGUUGUCAGGAGGCAAAUGCAGGUUCAACGGCACUUGGCAUCGAAUAGUGCCGAGAUAAAAGGAACAAUAGAAACCCUUGUUAUGAUCGCUGAAAAGCAAGGAUGGAAACAGUUAUUCUCAGGGCUGAGCAUCAACUACUUGAAGGUUGUACCAUCUGUCGCCAUUGGGUUUACUGUAUAUGAUAUGAUGAAAUCAUACCUGAGUGUUCCAUCACGAGAUGAAGCUGUUAUUGAAGUGGUAUCCAGCACAAGUAGCAGCGAACCAACAUCACUUCAUUCUUGAUAAUAAUUCUUACUCAUUUUUUCUUUGAGCAGUUUUCUACACAAGUCAUCAGGAGCUUCCUAGGCCCUUUUUUCAUCUGUACAUUUCCAUUCUUUCAAGCUGUACAAUAGCACAUAAUGUAUAGUCCAUCCCUCCAGAAAGACCUCCCUCAAGGUCUAAUUUUUACAGAUUUCAUAAGAGGAUGAUCCUUAAAAUAGCAGACAUCAUUGAUUUGGCAUUCAAUCAUUUGAAGAGGUAAUUGAAAUCUAGGAGGGUGAUAUUUAUUUA